AUGGCUUUUACCAUCUUGGUUCUCAUUGGAUGGCUGGCACUCGAGACGUUUGCCACUAGUCUCUCUGUAUUGGAAUCUGAGUUCAACUCUCCUGCCAAUGUCUCUGCUCGUGCUAGGGUCCAAAAGCCAACAAGAUGUCCCGAUCAUUGCAGCUACGACUCUACGCAGUGGUUUGUGUACUCAAGCACCUCUAGAGUUGCUAGAUGCAACCAGACCAUGUUAUUGGACUUCAUGCUCCACACCCCGUUGAACAACAGUGAUACCCGGCAUACGAUAUACGCUUGCACUGCCAAUGCAACCGCUGGUCUUGUCUCCGAGGAGAGCUAUGAGGUUGGACUUUGGAGUGCUGCAGAUACAACAACUUCGGCUAGCUCUUUGAAUUUGACUCCGCUAAAUCAUGUCAAGGAAUAUAUGACUGAAAAUUGUCAAAAAUCUUCAAUUUUUGCAUUUUCAGAGUUUGAAGAGAUGGCAGUUGGUGUUUACGUUGGAGGCAGUCUUCAACAUGCCGACAACAUUGAUUCCGCUGCGCAAAAAGUGACCAAGAUGCUUAAAAGCACCGACACACCUCAGAGUAUGGUGUUGCAGUAUUGCGGCACUAGCUCAAACUAUACAUUAGGUAUUGCGGUUGAUCUAAAUGGUGAUCUAGCUGCAGUUCAGCAAUAUGUUCUAACGUGGAGCGAUGGCGAAUGUGUCUCUGGAUUCGCUACAAGCCAAGCUGUUCCUAUGACGCUCUUUUCAUCCAAGGCUUCCACUGCCGAAACUUCAUCCUCCUCUCCCAAGAACAACACCACUUUGAGUGUGAGGUCUUUCCGUCAUCAUAGCCAUGAUCACGAAAAUUCUCACUCCCACAGCCUCCAUCGACGUUCAACAUGCUCCUAUGUACAAGUCUUUGGUGGAGAUACUUGUACUACCCUUGCCGCAGAGUGUGGCAUCACACUUGCUGAGUUUGAAGAAUACAAUACUGCGUGCUCCAGUCCUCUUGCUGUCGGUCAGUACCUCUGUUGCUCAUCGGGUAGCCUCCCUGACUUUUCACCAUCCGCCUACGCAAAUGGAACCUGUUACACCUAUAACGUCGGUUCGGGGGACACUUGCUCCGCACUCGCUGCUGAAUACAGCCUAACUGUAGACGAGAUCAACGGCUUCAACAACAACACCUGGGGAUGGUAUGGUUGUGAUGAUUUGCAGGCUGGUCAAGCAAUGUGUCUGUCCAAUGGCACAGCUCCUUACCCAUUGGCGAUUGCGAACGCCGUGUGUGGGCCGCAGGUCCCAGGCACGAAUUUCACGGGCACUGAUGGCGCGGCCGACUGGGCCGCCUUGAAUCCCUGUCCUCUCAAUGCAUGUUGUGAUAUUUGGGGAGAAUGCGGAGCUACUCCUGAUUACUGCAAUGAUACUUUGGCUGCUAGUGGUGCCCCGGGCACAGCUCCUGCCGGCUCAAAUGGUUGUAUCUUCAAUUGUGGAACGGACAUUGUCAACAACGCAACAGCACCCGCAUCAUAUGCUGCUGUUGGAUACUUCGAAGCCUACAACGUUGAUCGAUCGUGUCUGAAUAUGGAUGCUAUCAGUAUUGAUCCGACAAAAUACACUCACGUCCAUUUCGCUUUCGGAAACAUUACUUCGAACUUUUCAAUCAGUGUGGCCGGCCAAGAACAGCAGUUCGAAUACUUUAAGGAGUUGGUGGGUAUGAAGCGUAUUAUCAGUUUUGGUGGCUGGGAUUUCUCAACCAACGUUGAUACUUAUAUGAUCUUCCGUGAAGGUGUCGCCGCUGCCAACCGUGAUACCCUAGUCAAUAACGUCGUGGAAUUUGUCACUUCAAAUGCCCUCGAUGGUGUCGAUUUCGACUGGGAGUAUCCUGGUGAGCCUGAUAUUCCUGGCAUUCCCGCUGGUAGCGACGAAGACGGCUCAAACUACCUUGCCUUCCUUCAAGCCCUACGCACUGCCUUGCCGGACAAGUCCAUCUCUAUUUCUGCCCCCGCCUCUUACUACUACCUGAAAGCCUUCCCUAUUGCCGCGAUAGCUGAAGUUGUGGAUUAA
Molecule: messenger RNA, 2031 nt
Organism: Penicillium cataractarum
Lineage: Eukaryota; Fungi; Ascomycota; Eurotiomycetes; Eurotiales; Aspergillaceae
Product: glycoside hydrolase
Exons: 2
Coding region: 1-2031 (676 amino acids)
Biological process (GO): carbohydrate metabolic process
Molecular function (GO): chitin binding; hydrolase activity, hydrolyzing O-glycosyl compounds
Source: RefSeq, a predicted model, not a curated record